Molecule: messenger RNA, 2132 nt
Organism: Schistosoma guineensis
Lineage: Eukaryota; Metazoa; Platyhelminthes; Trematoda; Strigeidida; Schistosomatidae
Source: the annotation of a GenBank genome assembly
AUGACCUUUGUACGUCCUUAAGGCGCUAUGUUCAGAAGAUUUGUGAAGUUCGUCUGAUUUGUGGUUUUUUAAUCCUUUGGUUAAACACAUCAGUAAUGGACUCAGCAGAUAACCCUUUUGCCUCACUUGUGAAAAAUUCAUCAGUCGGUCUGGGUCCAGCAAUAUUUGGUGCCUGUGAAACUGAGGUUACUAAAAUCUUGGAGAACAUACUGCUCAUUACCCAUGACAAAGAUCUUGUUCUUGGUGAAUCCGGUAGACCUAGUCAUUUACUUUACAUACAACCGUUCUCGUGUGGAAAUGUUCAAAUUUCCGGGAGCAGUUUGGAUGAACUUAUAUUUGACCGCACCCAAAUGAGAAAGUUCAACGAUUAUGAUGUUGUCAGCCUUAAGACAGGUGCAGCCACGGAUAUCAAUGACGUUUUAACUUCUAAUCCAAUUAGUUAUUUGGUUUCUUCUUAUCGCCGCGCGUGUGCAAUUAAACAAACAAACGCUCUUUCACAGAUCGUUGAAGAUUGUCGCAAAAGUAUUGUAAGACAAAUUGUACUUCUGUUGCUUGUUGAUGCUGAGUCUGAUAAUCCGGAAAGCAGCACGAACCUAUUUGAUAUCAUUUAUCAAGCUCUCUGCACAGAUGACGGCGAUCAAAUUGCUUACAUUCAAAAAAUGUUUGACGAAGUUCUUAAUCAUCUGGAGUCGGAAUCUCUAUCGGAUGUAAGUAUAGAAGAAUCUUGUCCUCAGUCUGCAUUAAACAGUUUACGACCGUUGGUCAAUCGCCUUCUAAUUCAGUUAAGAAAUAUUUAUUAUUCCUCAGUGCAGUCACCAACAGUAGUAAAUAGCUUCCUAAAUAAACAGUUAGUGGGUGCUAGGGAACGUGUCUUGUUCUGUCCUCAACGCCGUCCUCUGUUGAUCAUGACAAUUUGGUUAUCUAAGUAUUCAGUCACUGCUCAGCUUCUUAUUGAGUUGUCGUUUCCUCAGAGUUUCUCCAGUGGUUCAUUUAGACCUGAUGAAUUCGAAGGUGGUCUUUUGGGUCGACUUCUAGUUCCCAGUCAUUUACAUUCACCUCAAGCAGCGGAAACAAUUUUCCUAACUAACCAGGCUCCAAUCGGUGAAUUUUUUACCGAAGAAGUACCUCUAAAAUCUGUUGUAGAGUCCGAACAACGUACAAUAUGGCAGUUAACUGAACAAAUGGAUUUGGAGUUGAACACCUUGUUCACUAAUUUACUCAGGGUCGGCAAACGACGUCCAUAUAUUAAAAAGUUACUGUUCAAAUGGUUCGGUGGAUGUAUUCAUGCUAACAAAGCUCGUGGUCAGUUAGCACAUUCAAUUAUGAAUCAUGAUUUAUUAAGUCGAUCAAAUACACCAAAUCUAGCUGGUGAUGGAUUUCUUAGCAAUUUUACAGCAGUUUUAGUUCGAUUAACUGGACCAUUAGUGACGUUGCCAGAGAAACCGCCGUUGGAUAAAAUUUGGCCAGAAUAUGCUACAGAUUCAUGUGCAGAUCGAACAGUAUUACCAGAUUUACGUGGAGAAACACGUCUUGCACCUGCAAAUAAAAUUUUUAAGAAAUCUGAAAAUGCUUCACUUGUAGUAAUGAAUAAUGAAGAUUAUCCUCUUUUAACAGAAUUAUUUUUUCUUGCACAUGCGGCUAUACGUAUUGGAUGGACAUCGUUAAUUGCUAGACAUUUUGAAACUGGUCAACAAUUGCAUCGGUUAGAAGAUCAAUUACAACCACAUGAAUCAGAUAAUUCUAAUGAUUCUCAAGUAAUUUUUCUACGUCGUUUUAUGCGUGAACGCACUGCACGGUAUUUGGAACAAUCUACCAGUUUGUCGUGUAUGUCUCGAUUAAAAGAUCAAUUGUCAUUUGCUGUGACCACUUGUCGUUUUCUUGUUAAAUUGGCUAAGUGUAUACUAAACAAAAAUAGUAGUUAUAGUAAUGAUACUACUACUUCUACCUCUGACUCAACAUCAUUUUCUCAUGGUUGUCUUUCUGAUUUACCAGAAUAUUUGGUUGAUAAUGUCGUGGAACUUGUUAGUUAUUUAAGACGUGGCAAAGAUGAAUUUCUUGAGAACUUUUUCCGUGUAGCACAUCAUAGUUCACAGCGUUUGGAUAUAUGUAUGUAUAAUGAAAAUCCUGAUUGA